Messenger RNA from Siniperca chuatsi (mandarin fish), 4831 nucleotides. RefSeq names its product aryl-hydrocarbon receptor repressor a (gene ahrra). Lineage: Eukaryota; Metazoa; Chordata; Actinopteri; Centrarchiformes; Sinipercidae. The record is from RefSeq and is a predicted model, not a curated record. Gene Ontology annotation, cellular component: aryl hydrocarbon receptor complex; nucleus. The transcript is spliced from 9 exons. Gene Ontology annotation, biological process: regulation of transcription by RNA polymerase II. The coding region runs from base 362 to 2449 and encodes 695 amino acids. Gene Ontology annotation, molecular function: transcription cis-regulatory region binding; protein dimerization activity; nuclear receptor activity.
GCUUGCGCUCUGUUUGUGAGGUAGAGAGUUGCGUGCGAAGAGCUCGACAUGUCAUUCAGAGGAAUCCGCCACCUGAAACGCGAGGAAGUGAAGGCGACUCAAUUGGGUAUAAAGCAUCAGCCAACAUCUGCCCCGAGCAGUGUAAAGCUGAUGAAAACAUCAGCUCGGAGCUCGCACAGGACCUCUCCGAUUGAUUUUACUUCCCUUGGAUUUAUCAUUUGGCAUUAACGCGUCGGUGCACACGGGGAGACGCAUCUCUUUUCUGCACUUAAAGUGAAUGUGAACAACCAACACUAUACUGGAAUUAACUGAUAACCGCCGGGAUUUUGGCGCACCUGUUACCUCCACGGAGCGCAAGAUCAUGAUCCCUCCGGGAGACUGCAUGUAUGCGGGCAGAAAGAGGAGGAAGCCCGUCCAAAAACAGAAGCCGUCUUCUGCCAAUGAGAAAACCAACCCGUCCAAGCGGCACAGAGACAGGCUGAAUGCUGAGCUGGACCGGCUGGCCAGCCUGCUGCCGUUCCCCCCGGAUGUCAUCUCCAAGCUGGACAAGCUGUCCGUGCUGCGCCUGGCAGUUUCCUACCUUCGCGUCAAGAGUUUCUUCCAAGCGAACCAAGAGAAGACCUCCAGGAAGCACAUCAUCAGCACAGCAUCCUCUAACCCUGAACCCAGGAAAGAGAGCCUUCCACUGGGCACCACGGUCAAUGAAAGCAGCCUCCUCCUGGAAUCUCUGACAGGCUUUGCCUUGGUGGUGAGCGGCGAUGGGAUGGUCUUUUAUGCCUCGUCAACUAUUGUGGACUAUCUGGGAUUUCAUCAGACUGACGUGAUGCACCAGAAUGUGUUUGACUACAUUCACAUAGACGACCGUCAGGAGUUCAGACGCCAGCUCCACUGGGCCAUGUGUCCUCCGCAGCACCAGGGGACGUCAGCACAUCAGGAUAACCAGCUAGCUGCAGGGAGUGGUGAGGACUUUGUAGUGAACAGCCUGUUCCAUUCUCCGGAGGCGGGGGGAAUUCCUCCUGAGCUCUCCUGCUUUCUCAACAGAUGCUUCAUUGCCAGAGUCCGAUGCCUUUUGGACAGCACCUCUGGAUUCUUGACUAUGCAGUUCCAGGGACGGCUGAAGUUCCUCCACGGUCAGAAAAAGAAAUCGGCCUCCGGGGCUCUGAUGCCUCCCCAGCUGGCUCUAUUCUGCAUAGGUGUACCCCUCCUACUGCCCUCCAUCACUGAGAUGAAAAUGAAGAACAUGUUAAUGCGGGGAAAAAACAAGGGAGGAGGAGGAGGGAUUAUCGCUGCACUGGAGCAUGGUGAGCGAGGGGAACACCUCCGGAGGCACUCCUUCAGUGGAGGAAUGGGUGACAUUGCAGACCCUCUUCUCCUCUCCUGUCCCACUCCUGGCGCUACCCAGCGAGGUCACCACACUCCCUGGACCCCGCUCUCCAAAGACAACCUCAAGUACCGCCCUGAUGGUUACUACAACCAGGAGGAGCCCCUCAACUACUGCAAGUCCUCCAUGGCUCCCCAUAAAGGUGUCAGCCCAGGCCUGGGCGGCAGCUGGCCUCUGCGACCGAACUCAGGUCCCCUCAGAGCGGGCCAGGGUGUCGGCUACAUCCCUUCUAACCGCUUGAACAAGGCUGGCCAGUACGGGAAGCCAUACCGCCUUUCCCCCAGCUGCCACAGCGGCAGAGGUGGCGAGGUGUUUGUCUCUAAACUCUACGGGAACGUCCAGAUUCCCACAGACCCAGAUGCCUACUGCGUGGACCUGGUGAAGAGCGAGACCGGCUACGGAGAAUGCUACGAUGGCCAUCUGAUGCCCGAGAUGGCACCCAUCAAGGUGGAGCACGACUCAGACUCUGAGAACGGCUGCGAUGCCUACGGGCGACCCUGGGCUUGCUGCGACCCGGAAACCAUCGACCGUCGCUAUGGUAACGGGGUAUACGACCAGAGCUCAGGCCUCCAUCUCAAGUCAGAGGCAGAUUAUUAUGAUCCGCAGUACUCGCCCUGUCAGCGAGGGAAAGCAGGAAUCAGCCCACCAUACAACAAUGGCAACUAUCAGAACUAUGCAGUCAACAACAGCGGGAACACACCCGGACGUCUGUUAAAGUGUGACAAAGCCUUUGGCAAAAACAAUGACAACACCCAGUUUAGUCCUCAGAGACUCUCUCACUCGGACUCUCUAUGCAGCAACCAGUCUGUCAGCCUCAUGGACUCACACGUCUAUCCACAGGACCCUCACAAGGCCUACAUGCACCCGGACUACAACAAGCAUGGCACUUAUGAGUUCAAAGGUCAUGGCCUGAUCCAUUCGAUCAAGCGAGAGCCCAUGGACUCCCCACCGUGGCCCGAGAGCGGUCAUGACAUAAGCCAGUCCAUGAUGGUUGGUCAAAGGAACGUUAUGCCAUGUGUGAUGAGCACAGGGCCCCACAAGUCCAGUCCCUACAUUUAUAUGCCGUAAGAGUGAUUGGUGCAAACACAUCAGCAGAUAAUCCUGUCCCCAAACCCCACCACACACACACACACACACACACACACACACACACACACACACACACACACAAACAGUCAAUGUGCAUUAAAGUACUUUGUAUUGUGCCACAUGCACCAGCAUUACAGUCUUUGAUUACAAGGAUUCCCAGGAUGUCAACAUUUAAAUUACUUCUUCUAUUUGAUGAAGAGGUCACAAACAAGGCUCAGGUUCUAGUGUUAGUGUUGUGACAAUCAAAAGUAAUACUUUUAAUCCAGUUUAUGGAUAGAUGAUUUAAUUUUUAAGGAAUACAUUUUGUAGUUGGUUCCAAGCACUUUUGGAUUUAGUGACAAUGAGACAAAUGAUGUCUAGAAACACAGUUUCAUUUUGUUUUAUGUGUUGUGUACGCGUGGCUUUUGUGGAAAAGAUUUUGCUGUAAAAAGAGACUUUUUAAAAAAAAAAAAAAAAACUUUGUAUACAGGAGAUGACUUACACCUGCUGCUCGUCUUAUCGAGGGAGAUGGCUGAUUAUGAGAGCACACUUAGGAGUCAGUGAUAACAACGUAAAAGAUAAUCUGCCUUGGUGGUUUUCCAUGUUGUAAUGCUUUAACUAUAAAUCGCUACCUUUUUCAUUGCUGCCUCCACUGAUGUAUGAUGGAAACUACUGGUUUCUAUACAUUUCAGAGAGACUUGAAACUUAAUCAUUUGCAGUAAAAAAUAGUUUGGUCAAAGUUACAUAGCAAGAUAACACAUUUGCAACCAGGGUCUGUUUUGAAAACACACAUCAUUCAUGCAGUCAAGGACUCUGAUAUCUAAUACUGGGCAGCUGCGGAAAAGCAGUGUUUAAUGCAUGACACAACCAAAUUCACAUUAUCUUUUUCACAACAUCCCUGUUUACUCACUGUUUGUGUUCUGAAUUAGAUUUUCCAAGAGCAUAGCUUUACAAUGCAAUGCUUUUGUUAGAGCAUCCGUGAAUUCACCAUUAAGGACCAUUUUGGGUUUUUUUUUUUGGUUUUUAUUUUUAUGAUUUCUCCUUGCAAAUGCAGAAUCCUUUGGAAAACUUGACAGUAAUGUAAAGUAUAUGCAAUUUGUAGUUAAUGGACCAAAACAUGUAAAAACUAUCAGUAUGGCCAAAGCUUUAAGUAUAAACAGCCUGAUUAUACACAUAAGAACAUUAUAUAAGGGGGCACAGUAAGAGAAACAAACCCUUAACCACAAACCAUCGGUUCAAGCAUGUGUCCUGCUGAAGGGUCCUUGAGCAAGGUACUCAUUACUAACAAGUUCUGCAGGUGCCGCUCUGUCCGUGCUCCUUGGCUCUGACCUCCUUGUGGAAGGGAUAAAAGGAAAAGUGAAAUUCAGGGUGCACAAUAAAAAGCAUAAGGAGGGUGAUGGCAAAGCCCAUUUAAAAUUAAGUCACAAUUAGCAUUUAACAGCAUUAUUUACAUGAAAAGUGAAAACAACUAAACUGAGAUCACACUAGAAUUGCCCUUUAAAUUGCAACCUAAGAUGAACUUGGACCUAAGAAAGAUAGUCUGCACUGAUUAAAUGACUAUAUUAAUUAUUAGUUGAAAAUUUGUUUGGACAAAGUAGAAGUGUUUGAACUGAAGGUAAAGAAGGCAGUCUAUUGUUAAAAGGUUCAAUGUUGAUUCUUCUUUCAAUAUGCACAGUAAUUUUGUAAUAUUAAGUCAUGAAACUCCUAUUGAACAUACAAAUAAUAUUAAUUUAUGUCAAAUGUUAUUUUAUGUCAAAGCUAAUGUUGUACAGUGCGAAUUAGUUUUCAUGGCAAGAUCAGGAUUUCGAUACAGCCUAUCUCACGGCAGAUAACACACUUUUCCUUUGAAAUUAAUAUACACUUUUCAUGUUGUCUUUUCAGUCCGAAAACAUCAGACAUUGUCUUCACAAUCAGUAUUUUUGCACAAAGUUAUUAAAAGCACCAAAUUGAUUCAAUGUCAGAGUCUCAGUUCUGUGAAGCUACCGUGGUAGUUUCUAAAUUGCACUACUGGGAGUAGUUCAGUUGAAGUUCAUCCUAGCCAGACAAGUUUUUGAGUCGACACGCACAACUGUACAUGGUGUCACUGUUUUGAAUUUGUCUUUUUCUCUUUGUGUGUGUUCAUUUCAAUUAAUGUUUGAUGAUUCGUAUUUAUUGUAAGGCAAAAGUGCAUAAUUUAAAAACUACAGUUUUGAAGGCUUUUCUGUUUCACUUUUUUUUCUUGCUAUAAUUUUGAUAAUUGUUAAAAAGACUAUCAUACUUGUCUCAUGGAGGAGGUAGCUGCAAGGUAGCGAACACAGUGUACAUAUGCAGUGUCUUCCAAUGUUUCUAUGUGUUUUUGCAAAUGGGACUUAUCGAUUAAAAUACUUUUCUUUAUAUGGAAAA